CCUGCUCCGGCCGCACCUUCCCUCCUCCACAAGAGGGGCAGCGUCCGGGAUUGGGCCGUUAACCGGAGUUGCUGCUUGACGAUGCCGGGUUUGCUGUCGUGUGCGGUUCCCGCGCUGUUCGCCCUCUGCCUCCCGCUGGUCCUGGCGCUGCCCAACGGCGCGCCUCUCGGUUCCUGCACCAGCCUCAUGCCUUCACACUCCGGCACCAGCCCACAGACCUCCGACUCGCCGCACACGAUCGCUGCCAUCUAUGCCAACAACACCGUGGAAGUGAUGAUAAUAGGCGCAGAUUACCGUGGUCUGCUACUUCAAGGCCGAGAAUAUGGUGGGGAUGUUGCAGUUGGCAACUGGGCCAAGCUUCCUAAGAAUACAAAAGUAAUUUCGUGUUUCAACAUAGAAAAUAGUGCAAUCACUCAUUCAAACGCUGAAUUGAAGAGUGGCAAUACUGUCUACACCUGGAAUCCACCCCGCAAGAAUAAGUGUGGCUUGAGAGUUGAGUUUGUAGCAACUGUGGCCCAAUCCAGAGCUGUCUACUGGACUGGUCUAAAAUCUGAUGAAAUCAGUAUGAACUGCCGCAAUUCAGUGGGGACCUUGUCUGGAUUUGCCACGGUUGUGAUCUCUCCCCUCGUUUGGCUAACUGCAUUCUGGUCAAUGGCAAACCACCGAACAAUUAUAGUUUUGAAAUUGUAGAUGUGGAUUUCAUUCAUCAAACCUUUAAACCUGUUGAAGGCUGUUAUCAAGUUCAAAGUCAGCACUUUCAUUUCAUUUUUUAAAUUUCCAAGCGAUUCUCUGUUCAGAAGGUUUAAAAGGAUUAGGUUCACAAUUCGUUUGUUGUAUGUUUGAUUAAUAUUUGUCUACCUAAUUGUUUAUGUAAAUAUGUUCAAUUAUUUAGUUAAACUUGUGAUAUUUGCAACGUUUUCUUAAAUGGAAGUGCUGGCAGAAGAAAGUACUGCGUAAUUGCUUAAAAAGUGUGCUUCAAAUAAGAAUUGCUUGAUUUGAGAUGACAGAUGUGGUUUUAAAAAGUCAGGCUGUCAUCCAUGGAAAUAAAUCCUUAAUUGUCCUAAUCAGUACCGGUAUAUACCUUGCUAACAAUAAACACUCUUUGCUGUUUAGAGCAGCCAGCCGAAGAAACUAGCCUUUUCCCCCACAGAUACUGUCUGACCUGCCAAAUUCCUCCAGCAGUUUGCCUUUUGCACAUGGUACUGCUGCUUCUAGGCUGUUUGAAUCUGCUAUGAAACACUGUGUUUGAUCGGACAUACUGCAUUUAAGGAUGUGUUGGAAUGAAUUUCCAGAUGCCCAUCCUGCUCCAGUCAGACCUUUGAACUCUUAGUUGGGGAGGGGUGUCAGGGAAAAGAUUGUGAACUUGGAAGUAAACAUAUUAUUUGUUAACUUGAGCAAACCUGAGGGUUGAGUUGAAAAUCACUGAGUUAUAAUGGAAAAUGCCGAGCAACAAAUUUCAGACUUGAAACGUUAAAGGUUUCUCUCUCCACAGAUGCUGUCUGGGGCAGCAUAGUGGCACAGCGGUAGAGUUGCUGCCACACAGAGCCAGAGUCGCGGGUUCCAUUCUGGCUACAGGUGCUGUCUGCAUGGUGUUUGUAUGUUCUCUCUGUGACCGUGGGUUUUCUCCGGGCGCUCCGGUUUCCUCCCACACACCAAAGAAGGACAGAUUUGUAGGUUAAUUGGCUUUGGUAAAAAUUGUAAAUUGUCACUAGUGUGUAGGAUAGUGCUAGUGUACAGGGUUGGCCGAAGAGCCUGUUUCUGCUCUAUCUCGAAAGUCACAAAUCUGACCUGGUGUUCCUGGCAUUUUCCGCUAUUUGUGAUUCCCAGCAGCUGCAGCUUUCAUCAUUGCCCAAAGCCUCUGUUUUGACCAGGAAAUGUGUAGCCAUGCAAAUUGUAGUAGAUACAGAAAUGUUGGCAAUGCUCUUGUGGCAGCCAUGGAGGGAAACUUAACCCAGUGCAUUUGAUACCACUAGA
Leucoraja erinaceus (little skate) is the source of this 1974-nucleotide messenger RNA. RefSeq names its product putative defense protein. The transcript is spliced from 5 exons. Bases 82 to 690 code for a protein of 202 amino acids. Lineage: Eukaryota; Metazoa; Chordata; Chondrichthyes; Rajiformes; Rajidae. The record is from RefSeq and is a predicted model, not a curated record. Gene Ontology annotation, molecular function: oxidoreductase activity, acting on metal ions.